Molecule: messenger RNA, 2179 nt
Organism: Phyllostomus hastatus (greater spear-nosed bat)
Lineage: Eukaryota; Metazoa; Chordata; Mammalia; Chiroptera; Phyllostomidae
Gene: RAB28
Product: RAB28, member RAS oncogene family
Exons: 5
Coding region: 186-803 (205 amino acids)
Cellular component (GO): Golgi apparatus; endosome
Molecular function (GO): GTPase activity; GTP binding
Source: RefSeq, a predicted model, not a curated record
GUGGGCAACAUGGCGCCCGGCGAGUGAUCGGCCCGGAUUUGUCCAGCGCUCGCUGCGGCACCGGGGAGAGGGGUUCUACCCCCGACUGCCGCCCUUCUUUCUCUCCCCGCCCCCAGAGCUCUCUCCUUCCCUUCCUCCCUCUACCUUGGCGGGCGGGGGGAGGCAGACUUGGUUCCCGGCUCACCAUGUCGGACUCUGAGGAGGAGAGCCAGGACAGGCAACUGAAAAUCGUCGUGCUGGGGGACGGCACCUCCGGGAAGACCUCCUUAGCUACCUGUUUUGCUCAAGAAACUUUUGGGAAACAGUACAAACAAACUGUAGGACUGGACUUCUUUUUGAGAAGGAUAACAUUGCCAGGGAACUUGAAUGUUACUCUUCAAGUUUGGGAUAUAGGAGGGCAGACAAUAGGAGGCAAAAUGUUGGAUAACUAUAUCUAUGGAGCACAGGGAAUCCUCUUGGUGUACGAUAUUACGAAUUAUCAGAGCUUCGAGAAUUUAGAAGACUGGUAUACUGUGGUGAAGAGAGUGAGCGAGGAGUCAGAAACUCAGCCACUCAUUGCUUUGGUGGGCAAUAAAGAAUCUUACCAAGAUACGAAUAGCACCGUCACAGAUGAGCCCCAGCCUUCCAGACUGCUCUCCACAUCUUGCCGCGGCCGUCACCGUGGCCACGAUGCUGAAACGGAAGAGGCAGAGUCAGCAGCAGCUGCCGCCACCUCUGCAGCGCCCACCGCCCGAGGGGGGAGAGACGGGAGCUGUGACAGGGGAGGGCUUGUGUUUUUUCUUUGUCCUUCAUUUUCUUGCUGACUUUUCUUGAGGGUCAGCAGGUCUGUGGCCUCACGUUGAUGUUUUUGGUUCUUUAAGAUACAUAGACUCUUGCUUAUUUCUAUUUAAAUAUGAAGAUAGAAUUGAAUAGUGUUAGUAGCUGAUCUCAGUUUUUAAAUUUAGGGUGAAGGUCAUUAUUGGAUUUUUUAGCAGUUCUUACCUUGAAUGUGUGGAAAAACUUCAGGACUUGGCAAUAUGUUUCACCCUGACCAUAGUGUACUAAUGGCAUAUUGACAGCCAGACUUCUAAUAUGGGUAUAUAGACAGGCAGUAGCUGAGAUCCUUUGUCCAUUGUGGAAGUUGGGAAGGGUUACUUUGGGUUGAUAGAGAGGAUCUGACCACUACAUACUGCUGUCCUUCCUUUAUUUUUAUCUUUGUGACAGUCUGAGGUUAUGUGGAGACACUGACCUGUUUCAAGUGUGGCAUUGUGCUAGGUCAACUUGGCUAAACUGGAAAUGAUGUUUCCUAAAAUGUCCUUCCCUAUAUUGUUCUGGUUAGCAGUGGUAACAAGAGACGUUUUGAUUAGACUUUAAGGAGGAAGUAAAGUGGCAGGCGAUGCCUUUCACUCUCGGAGGGUCAGUGCUGGGAGUAUCAGGCACUGUGACAGCUCUCCCAUCGUACCAGCUCAUCACUGAUUUGCCAGCUCACCUUGUACGUUUGGAUAGCACAUGGUCCGGCAGUUCCUUCAGCUCCUGCCAGAUUUCCCUUUUCACCUCGGAAUGCUUGCCAUGCACUCACAGCUCCCUAGAGAGGGGUGCAAGCUUCUCCAAUAGGUCACCCUUUGCAUUAGGGUUGGAGAUGGUGAGAGACAGAUGUGAGUUCCAGUUUGUCACUGGCAGUUCCUGUUGUCCUGACAGAUUAAAGUUUGUUCUUGUGUUUCCACUUUCUGUACCUGUUGCAUCUCAUCUUCACAGGUUCCACUUUGUCCUUGCUCUCCUAUCCAGUUCCCCUUUUGACUGCUGGUCUGGCUGUCCUGGAGUCACUGCAGGUGCAGAGGCAAGAGCCUACACCUGCCCUUCUAACUGUUCUCACAGUUACGUAAGGUCUAACCCUUAUAAUAAACCCUUCUGCCUCAUUAUCCACCCUGGUUGUUCUUGAUCAAACCAUAACUGAUCCACUCUAUCCCAGAGUUCACACUCGAAACCUUUAAUAUUAGAUCUGUACUUAGACAGUUGUUCCUAUUAGCUCACUUUAAAUUUGGUGUUUGUCUUCUACUGUUGGCACUUUUUCCUUACUUUUUUAGUGCUGCUAUGUAUUCUCAUUUUUAUUACUUCAUCUGGCAUGUCAGUGAUAUUUUGAGUCUUAAAUAAUGGUUUGUUUUAAAAACAUUUAUUGUGCUUAGCCCUGGCUGGUGUGGCU